CCUCAUCUUGCGCAUUGCAUCGUCAGGAGCGGAAUAGGAACCAUCGAGUAUUUUCGAGAGUUUCUUGAGAGCAAAACCCACAAGAAAGUGUGGCACAAUUACAGCUUUGAUCGCCACGUGCUGUAUAAUCCGUCAACACGCAUCAACGUACAGGGACUUGGCGGCGACACAAUGCACAUGGCGCGACUUUGGAACACAGCGCGCUUUCAGAAAGGUGGUUAUUCGUUGGAAGCGCUGUCGGCCGACCUCAUGGAACGUCGCAAGAAACCCAUGAAGGAGCUUUUUGGUGUGCCCAAGCUGAAGAAGGAUGGCACUCCAGGAAAGGAGCGUCUGGUGCCUCUUGUUGAAGAGCUGCAACGCUUUCCAGAGUUUCGUGAGCGGUGGAUUCGCUACAGCGUGUACGAUGCCGAAUGCACGUGGUUUUUGCACAAGGUGCUGCAACACAAAUUGGAAGACACAACAUGGCAUUUUCAGACGUUGGCCGAUGGAACUAUCUCGCGGCAUUCCAUGUAUGAUUUUUACGUGGAGUACUUGGUCCCAUUUGGUGAAUGCCUGACGGACUUGGAGCGAAAAGGCAUGCAUGUGGACCUGGCGAAUCUUGCCAAAGUCGAGCAACAAGCCUUGGCGGAUCGUGCCAAGCUUGAGGAAGAAGUGCGGGAAUGGGUAUCUCGGUACGUGCCUGAAGCCAAACGAAUGAACUUGGCCAGCGCGACGCAAAAACAACAACUUCUCUUCGCGCCGUACUCAAAUCCGCAGAAGAAGAUCGACUUGCCUGUGGAGCGCAUGUUUGAUGUGGAGAAUAUCGAACAAAUCAUUGAAAACCCUGAAAAGCAGACCAAGCCGAAGAAAAACCGAUCCAUUACCAUCCGAGGAUUGGGAAUUCCACCAGUGCAGUUUACAGCGUCUGGAAAUCCUGCUGCCACCGCCGAAGCUCUCAAAGAACUCGCUGGCAAACCCUUGGCAGAUCCCCCGCAGUACGGACGAGCAUUUGAACACUUUGACGACCCCGAAGAAGGUGCGGCGACCUGCCUCGCUCUCAAGAAAAUGUACGAUAUGAGCUCCAUCGAUACUAUGCUCAACAAUUUUAUCCUCCCGUUGCAAGAAUUGGCUGACGCCGAUGGUCGGGUACACGGGUCAUUAAACUUAAACACGGACACUGGUCGAUUAAGCUCACGCAAGCCAAACCUUCAGAACCAGCCUGCGAUGGACAAAGAUCGGUACAAAAUUCGCGAUGCCUUCACUGCCGCCGAAGGCAAGCUCCUCGUGGUAGCCGAUUACAGUCAAUUGGAGCUUCGACUCUUGGCACACGUCACUCAAUGUAAAGGCAUGAUCGAGGCAUUUAAAGCAGGAGGCGAUUUUCACUCAAGAACGGCAAUGGGCAUGUAUGAUUAUGUGCAAAAAGCAGUAGAGGCUGGUGAUGUUUUGCUGGAAUGGGAUUCAAGCAAGGGUAAACCCCCGGUGCCGCUUCUUAAAGAUGCCUUUGCGAAAGAACGGAAACAUGCCAAAAUUCUCAAUUUCUCCAUUGCGUAUGGGAAAACUCCUUUUGGAUUGGCCAAGGACUUCAAUGUAAGUCGAAAAGAAGCUGCGGAUACACUGGAGCGGUGGUAUGCCGAUCGACCAGAAGUCAAGGCGUGGCAACAGCAAGCGAUCAAAACCGCCAACUUGUUCGGAUACACACGUACUCUGAUGGGGCGCUACCGCAUGCUACCCGACGCCACAACCAAAUCCAAAUCCUUCAGUCAUCAAAAAGCAAAGUCGCACGCGGAGCGCGCGGCGAUCAACACCCCCAUCCAGGGAGCUGCGGCGGACGUGGUGAUGCGUGCAAUGCUCAACAUUCACCGGAACGAACAGUUGCGAGCGAUGGGUUGGGAAAUGGUGUGCCAAAUUCACGAUGAAAUCAUCAUGGAAGGACCGGCGGAAUGUGCCAAGGAGGCAUGCACACUCAUGGUGGACUUGAUGGAAAAUCCAUUUGAGUCGCCACUCAGUGUCCGACUCGAAGUUGAAGCAAAGAUUGAUUCGUCGUGGUAUAAAGCCAAGUAAAAAUGACAUGACGAGUACGAGG
This is a messenger RNA of Aphanomyces invadans, 2062 nucleotides long. RefSeq lists its product as hypothetical. Bases 172 to 2040 code for a protein of 622 amino acids. Gene Ontology annotation, molecular function: DNA-directed DNA polymerase activity; DNA binding. Gene Ontology annotation, biological process: double-strand break repair; DNA-templated DNA replication. The transcript is spliced from 12 exons. The record is from RefSeq and is a predicted model, not a curated record. NCBI's taxonomy places the organism in Eukaryota, Oomycota, Saprolegniomycetes, Saprolegniales, Verrucalvaceae.